AUGGGAUUAAUGACUUACAUCUCGAGUCUACUCCUCGCAUCCCAGCCCACCACCCAAUUUCAAUCGUCCACAGCCCAGAACUUCACACUCCAAGUUUGGCUCAACAACUCCCCUCUAAACCAACAAUCCGUAUCCUGGUUUCCAAAUCCAGAUUUCGAAAAGCCCGGCUUCUUCGGCAUACCAAUCCGGAGUCCAGCGGAUCCGCUCCCCGUCGGCGACCGCGCAAUCUUCGUGCGCGACAGGGACUUUCCGGAUUCGCUCUUCUUCGCGGAGCCUGAUAGCCAAAUCAACAAGGUUUUCGUGCAGGCGAGCGGUGAGGUCGAGUAUGCAGUAGACCUACCGACUGAGUUCUUCAAGCCGUACACGGGCAACUUUUCCACCGUCGAUUAUACGCACUGGCCGGAUCUGGAGACUAUUCACGUGUUGGACUUUGAGCCGCCUGGAUUUGUUCUAGGCGUGUGGCUGGCUUGUCCGAGGGACUUGGGAGUAGAGAAAGGGUACCAGCUGCUGGCUAUGACGCCGAUGUUCAAGCACGCUGGUUGCAUCACGCUGGACUGGCUGGUGAUGAGGGAAAUUGAGGCAGAACGGGUUGCGGAUCCGGAAGUUGCUGAGAGCAGGCCAGGCUUGUAG
Molecule: messenger RNA, 630 nt
Organism: Drepanopeziza brunnea f. sp. 'multigermtubi' MB_m1
Lineage: Eukaryota; Fungi; Ascomycota; Leotiomycetes; Helotiales; Drepanopezizaceae
Source: RefSeq, a predicted model, not a curated record